Aspergillus terreus NIH2624 is the source of this 1074-nucleotide messenger RNA. RefSeq names its product J domain-containing protein. The record is from RefSeq and is a predicted model, not a curated record. The transcript has 3 exons. The coding region runs from base 1 to 1074 and encodes 357 amino acids. NCBI's taxonomy places the organism in Eukaryota, Fungi, Ascomycota, Eurotiomycetes, Eurotiales, Aspergillaceae. Gene Ontology annotation, cellular component: endoplasmic reticulum. Gene Ontology annotation, molecular function: protein-folding chaperone binding; misfolded protein binding.
AUGGCGUCGAUUCUGUCUUUUAUGGGCUGGGCUGUCCUUCCUAAUUAUGCCACCACAAUCGUCCAGAACAUUUACUAUGGAAUUACUAUCCGUGCGGGGGAUCCGCGGCCACAGCCUCCCUCGCCUCGAUAUGCACGUCAUCGCCGGCGCAUCUUCAUCCUGGUGGUGACCAGUUACCUUCUCUACACGCUGUACGAGGCCUUCCAUCGGGUCCAGAUGGAGGGCGAUUUCUAUCGCGCCCUAGGGGUUUCGCCGCUAGCUGACGAUCGCACCAUCAAGUCUCGAUUCCGGCGACUCGCCGCCCAGCAUCACCCGGAUAAGAUCGGCCACGGUGGCCCCUCCGACGACUACUUUGUAUACUUGAAGUUGGCGCAGGAUACGCUGCUGGACCCGGCGCGGCGGUUCGCAUACGACCGAUUUGGGCCGGACAUGAACGGUUGGGGCGACCGCAAGACCAUGCAGGGCUUCCUGAUGGCCGGGCUGCAGCGGACGAUGCCGCAGUACGUGGGCGGGUUGCUGACCAUUCUUGUGCUGAACUUUGUGUGGUGGUCUGAAUGGGGACGUUAUUGGCGCUUUUUUACAUUCGCGGCGCUGCUUACACUGGAACUCUCUCUGAUCACCCAUCCGGGGGCCUUGUUUUUCCCGGCCUCUUACAUCCCCCCGGGCCUACGCGACCUGUUCGGCAUCUCCAUGCAGUCGAGUUUCUAUCUUCUCCCGUUCCAGAUCCUGACCCUUGCCCGACGGUUCUCGGUGACGCUGCACAUCUUCAUCUCGCAGCUGACUCCACCGGAGGUGAGCAAAGGGUCUGCGUCGGCGACGAGCGAACGACUGCGUCCGCAGACGAUGCAACAACUGGGCCAGGUCGUGCAGUUGUCGCGGACGACGGACGCCGAGGCGACACGACUGUUGCAGUUGGGACUCGCGCCGUUUCGUGGUGAUCGCGACGGUGCAGCCAUGCUCCGGAAGGGGAUGAAGGAGGGAUUGGUGUUGAGUAGUGUGCGGGCGAGCCCCGAGGUGCAGCAGGCUGUUGGGGAGGUGAUGGAGCGGAAGAAACGGGAAAAGAAGGGGGAUUGA